Messenger RNA from Vespa mandarinia (Asian giant hornet), 3218 nucleotides. It is a transcript of the gene chm, whose product is annotated as lysine acetyltransferase chameau. Gene Ontology annotation, molecular function: histone H3 acetyltransferase activity; transcription coregulator activity; histone H4 acetyltransferase activity. Gene Ontology annotation, cellular component: chromatin; histone H3-K14 acetyltransferase complex; nucleus. Gene Ontology annotation, biological process: regulation of transcription by RNA polymerase II. Lineage: Eukaryota; Metazoa; Arthropoda; Insecta; Hymenoptera; Vespidae. The record is from RefSeq and is a predicted model, not a curated record.
AUUUAACUAAUAUACGGUUAAUGUGAAGUAUUUUCUAUGUAUACGUAACGAUAAUAUCAUUAUUUUGCGCGAAAUAAUAUUGAAAAUAUAAAUCAUUUUCGUGAAUGUAUACUCGUAGAAUUUACAAAAGAAAUGAUAUUUAAUGAUUUUUCAAAUUCAUUAGAAAGAUAACAUCAUAGAAAUGACGCCAAAACGCAAAACUACUAGCUCGGAAUCUACUUCAUCUUCGAGCUCUGGCUCUUCAUCCAGUAGUUCCUCAAGUUCUGGCAGUGAAUCUAGUUCGUCUGAUUCAGAAAACUCCAGCAGUUCUAUUAAUAGUCAAAAGGCAUCUGAUUCGGAAAGAUCUAAAAAGAAGGUACCGUUUCCAGCCGCAAGACAUGUCAAAUCUAAAACUGAGCCAACUCCUACUACUACGGCAGAAAAUAAAAACAAGGAGAAAGUACAACCUAAGUCUAGACCAGUGGUUUAUUCAUCUGAAUCUGAAGAAUCACCUAGUAAGCUCAAAUCUGUGAAAAGAAAACUACCUGCCAAACCUAAAGCUACUGCUACUGUAGCACCUGUAGUUAAAGUUCAAAAACCGCCAACUAAACCAGCAUCUAAUGUUGCCCAACAUAAAAAUAUACCAGCUGCAAAGCCAAGCAAUAAACAAACCAAACUUUCAGUUUUAUUUGAUAAAACUUCAGGGCCUUCAGGAACAAAUAUGAAAGUAGCGGAUAAAUCUACGAAAAUUACAUCGGAACCGGUACAAAAGAAAUUAAAAAAGAAGAGUAUAUUUAGUCCUGAAAAUAGUAGUGAAAGUGACAAUGCUUCUCCACCAAAAAUAAAUGCGAUAAAAGCAGCGAACAAUACUGUAAAAUGUGCAAAAGCUCCACCUAAAAUAAAAACUGCUGAGCCCAAAAUAAAACCUACCAUACCAUCAAGACCUGCGCUAGUUGCUAAAACUCCGCAAAUCCAAAAGUCAGAUAGCUCGGCCAGUUCAAAGAGCUGUUCGGGCGGAUCAGGUUCCUCUGGUUCAACAGAUAGCAGUAGCGAUUCUGAUUCCUCGGAAAGCGUUACUAGUCCGCAAUCUCAACCUAAAAAGAAGGAUGUUCCACCACCUGUUACACAGAAUAUCACUACAAAUACACAACCAAAAAGACCGUCAGCAACAGUAGCACCAGUUAAACCUUUAAAAUGUACGAAGAGACAAGGUAGAAUAAAAAGUGAGGAUGAUGGGGAUGCAUCAGGCAGUGAUAAAGAAAUGGAUGACAAUAUAGAAGUGAGUUCUUCUAAAGGAACGGUUAAAGGCAAAAGGAAGUUACAAACUCGCAAAGGAAGCAAGCUAUUACAACUGCAAGCAAAAGCUGCUAGUGACUCAGAAUCGGAUACAGUAUGGUUCUCAGGUACGGAAACGAUAGAGCGUAAACGUAUCCUGCAAAUUCCACUGAUCCGGUGUGAUUUGUCGGGAGUAGCUGAAAGCAAGAGAAGUACGAGCAAGUCGCCAGUUAAGCGUGCUGGUCCUGGUCAGGGCGCUAGACAUUCAUCAUCCGCAGUGAAUAGAACGACACAGAGCAGUACUGGAUCUAAUACGGUCGCUAAUAGAACCGGACAAAACUCUUAUAAUCGCACACGUACUACCAAAGAAAGAGAAUGUCCAUUGGCAGCAUGCUGCGAUUCCCGAGGUCAUCUUUCUGGAAAACUGGACACGCAUUUUACCUUGGAAGCUUGUCCUUUGUAUCACAAUACUACGCCACAAAAUUGCAUAGAAUUCUACAAGGAAAGGAAGAAAAGGGAAGAAGAACGAAAGAAAUCGAUAGGCAAUCUUGCUAAAAAAUCACCUAAAGGAGGACAUCAGACAACCGAGCAACGUAAUUAUCAACUUAAAGUUAAAGAAAUGAGAAACAAAUGGAAGCCUCACACCGGGGAAGAUAAUGGGAGUGACAGUGGUAACGAUCUUCCUGGAAAUGAAAAGGACAGACAACCGCGUUUAAAUAAUCUCACCUCGGAUUAUGAUCUGAAAUUAUUUAUGGAAGCUCAAGCAAUUGCCAGCGAAAAAAUAGAGAAAGAGUUAAAAGAAUUGGAUUAUGAUGGAGAAGGUAGAAACAGUGGUGGCACACGUUGUGUCGAAAUGGGAAAAUGGGAAAUGGAAGUUUGGUAUCAAAGUCCAUAUCCGGAAGAAUUUAGUCGUGCUCCUAAACUUUACCUUUGCGAAUAUUGUCUGAGAUAUGCAAAAAGUCGUCAGGUAUUAAGAAGACAUCGAGAAAAGUGUUUGUGGAGACAUCCACCGGGACAUGAGGUAUACAGAAAAGAUAAAAUUGGCGUCUGGGAAGUGGACGGUAAACGUUACAAACAAUAUUGCCAAAAUUUGUGUCUCCUAGCAAAGUUCUUUUUGGAUCAUAAGACUCUUUACUACGACGUGGAACCAUUCCUCUUCUACGUGAUGACUAUAGGCGAUUCUGAAGGAUGUCAUACAGUUGGUUAUUUCAGUAAGGAAAAGAAUUCUUUCCUGAACUACAACGUUUCCUGUAUCCUGACGUUACCACCAUAUCAGAGACAAGGCUAUGGUAGACUUCUCAUCGACUUUAGUUAUCUAUUAACAAGGGUUGAGAAGAAGAUAGGUUCACCGGAGAAACCUUUAUCGGAUUUGGGUCUAAUAUCUUAUCGAAGUUAUUGGAAGGACGUUUUGUUACAGUACCUUUGCAAUUUUGGUGGCAAGGAACUUUCAGUGAAAGACAUUAGCAAAGAAAUGGCGAUUGACUCUUAUGAUAUCGUCAGUACUUUACAAGCUCUUGGAAUGAUGAAGUAUUGGAAGGGCAAGCAUAUUAUAUUGAAGAAACAGGAUGUGAUAGACGACUAUAAGGAGAGGGUGAAGAGACGUGGUCUCGUCUACAAGGAGAUCGAUCCGGAGUGCCUAAAAUGGAAUCCCUUCCAGCCUCCCAAGACUCCCUCAGCUUCGAACUAAGAGGGCAAAGAGGAAGAUCGGAAAGAGAUGAAGAAAAGAAGGGAAAGGAGAAAGAGAAGCCGUAAAGCAGAUUUCACGCCUGUAACGAUUGGUAAGGGCCAUAGAAUCCUUCCUGGAACUCGUUCGUUCCACGUCGAAGUCUCUGAAGAGACCAAUGAGGAACGUGCAAAAGUGGACUGAGAAAAAGAUUAGAUGAGAAGUUGGUAUAUGUAUGGCAGUUGUUGUAGUUGCUUCUUCUUCUUCUUUUAUUUAUUUAUUUUUUCUUCUUCUUCUUCUU